UAAAACACUUUAACAUAGUAACGAUUACACAGAUGUUCAUAUCUGCUGUCUGCAUGCAUGUGUGGCUUAUCUCUUCAGUCUGUAAUUCAACUGUAUAAUUCAGUCAUUAUUAAUGACUUGUUCUUGGUAAAGAUUCUUUUGGAAUGUUGAGUAGUAGUUCACACAGAGGUUGGAAGGGGGAAGGGUUUUUUUUUGUUAGAAACUAUAGACAUGCAUACAUUACAUAACAUUGUUACAUAACGGCUCCUAAACUGCUCGUAUGCCCCCUUGCUGCUGACUGAGAUCCACAUUAACUUGUUUUGCAGAUAAAAAAUGCAUGUGAACUCUCUUACACACACACCCUAUUCACAAUAGUCUGGCUGAAAUAAGUUUACUUCAGAAGAGUUUGCUGUUUAUGGACUCAGUCAUGAUUUUAAACUCCUUAUACGAGUGCCUGGAUUUUAAAUGCUGCUUGUUUUUGAUAUUUUUACUGCUGCUGCUUAUAGAUAUGAUCAGAAAUAAAGAUCCAGCAAAUUUUCCACCAGGACCCUGGCCGCUACCGAUCCUAGGAAAUGUCUUCACUGAUGUUAACUAUAAAACUGUGGACCAGCUGAUUGAGAAGUAUGGAAACAUCUUCAGCCUCAGAAAUGGAUAUGAUAAAAUAGUGUAUGUGUCUGGGUUUAAAAUGGUGAAGGAUGUUUUGAUCACUCAAGGGGAAAACUUCAUUGACCGCCCUAUUUCACCUUUAUUUGACUCACUUUAUAAAGGCAGAGGAAUGUCCUUUAACAAUGGCUACUCAUGGAGGAAGCAACAGCAGUUUGCCAUGAGUCACUUGAAAAACUUUGGAGAGGGGAGGAAGACUCUAGAAGAACAUAUUCAACGAGAGUGCUACUUCCUGUGUGAAGCCUUUAAAGAAGAACAGGGUUGCCCUUUUGACCCUCUGGUCAAAAUAAACAAUGCAGUGGCCAAUGUUAUCGGUAGCCUGGUGUUCGGCCAUCGAUAUGAGUAUGAUGAUGUGGAUUUCCAGAAGCGUCUUCAAAUGAGUGCAGAGUCUGUGUUUCUUACAGGAUCUGUGUGGAACCAGCUGCAUGAUACCUUCCCGGGUAUAAUGAAGUGGUUGCCAGGACCUCAUCAGACAAUAAUCUCAAACUAUCAAGAGUUAUCAAACUUCCUGAAAGAAAAGGUCGAGCAACACAGACCAGACUGGGACAGCAACAAUCCUAGAGAUUACAUUGAUGCCUACCUGACAGAAACUGAGAAGAGGAAGAAUGACACCGAGGCAGGAUUUAAUAUUGGCAGUCUGGUGUGGUGCAUGGUGGACUUGUUUGAGGGUGGUACUGAAACAACAACCAACACACUCCGAUGGGCUCUGCUUUUCCUGAUCAAGUACCCGGACAUUCAAAAGAAAAUCAGAGAAGAGAUUGAGCAGGUGAUUGGCUCCCAUCCACCUACUAUGUCCGAUAAGGCAAACAUGCCUUACACCAACGCUUUCAUUCAUGAGGUUCUCAGGAAAGCAAACCUUGUGCCUCUCAAUAUGGCUAGAAUUGCGAGAAAGGACACAACUCUUGGUGGCUACUUGAUACCAAAGGGUACUGUGAUGAUCACUAAUCUGACGUCAGUGCUGUAUGACAAACAUGAAUGGGAAACACCAGACACCUUUAACCCUGGACACUUUCUAGACUCUGAGGGCCAGUUCUGCAGGAGAAAUGCCUUUUUUGCUUUCUCAGCAGGCAAAAGGCAGUGUCCAGGAGAGUAUCUCGCACACAUGGAGCUGUUCAUCUUCCUCACCAUCCUCCUUCAGACCUUCAGUUUCAGCCCUCCUUCUAGUGAGGAGCCCAGUCUGGAGAGCCAGGUGGGCUUCACACAGGCACCUCUGCCAUACAAGCUCUGCGCUCACACGAGAUGAAGGAGCGAGGAUGGAUUUUAUGCAGUAUGGCAACUUAUCUGGAAGAAAUAUCACCCACAGCUUCCUUUUAUGUAUGGUUACACUCUGGGACUUUUACUUAUACAAACUAUGUACAAGCUCAUUGGCUGCUGCCAUCCCGUCACCUCCCCUUCUCUCCAGCCCUCCGCCACAUCUUCGUCUUCCUCCAACACCCCUCCCUCUUUGGUUUAUUUUGUUUGUUUUUUUUACGGCGUGAGGUCGCACCUACUCAGAGGGGGCGUACUGUCACAGUCUGUUUAGUUUCUGUUCAUAAGGACUUCAGUUUGGUUUCAUUUGUCACAUGUUCCCUUUGUCACAUGUUCCUUUGUUCAGUUUCCCGCCAACAUCUGUUACCAUUAAUUUAUCACCUGUGUCCCAUUAAUUACCCUCGUUAUGUUUGCUAUUUAGUUCCUCCCGUUCACUCUGUCUUUGUCUGUUCACCAUCCUAUGUUGCACCUGACUGCCUGUCUUCCUGUGGAUUGUUUAUUAAACCAGUAUUUCAGAUUUACA
Messenger RNA from Megalobrama amblycephala (Wuchang bream), 2413 nucleotides. Its product is annotated as cytochrome P450 2J2. Gene Ontology annotation, molecular function: iron ion binding; heme binding; oxidoreductase activity, acting on paired donors, with incorporation or reduction of molecular oxygen, reduced flavin or flavoprotein as one donor, and incorporation of one atom of oxygen. The transcript has 9 exons. Gene Ontology annotation, cellular component: cytoplasm; intracellular membrane-bounded organelle. The coding region runs from base 395 to 1885 and encodes 496 amino acids. NCBI's taxonomy places the organism in Eukaryota, Metazoa, Chordata, Actinopteri, Cypriniformes, Xenocyprididae. Gene Ontology annotation, biological process: xenobiotic metabolic process. The record is from RefSeq and is a predicted model, not a curated record.